Molecule: messenger RNA, 3500 nt
Organism: Pseudoliparis swirei
Lineage: Eukaryota; Metazoa; Chordata; Actinopteri; Perciformes; Liparidae
Gene: ubash3ba
Product: ubiquitin associated and SH3 domain containing Ba
Exons: 14
Coding region: 591-2519 (642 amino acids)
Molecular function (GO): protein binding
Source: RefSeq, a predicted model, not a curated record
CGAGACGAGUGUGUGCGACUCACAGAUUUAACCCAUUUUCCGCCUGGAAAAACCCACAGACUUCCUGUCCUCUCACAGAUCGGUGCACUGCCUCUUUAACUAGAGGGGCCGCGCAGUUAGAGCUGCAACAUUUUACAGGCUGGACAUCCGCUCACUCAGGAUCCAUUCAUAAAUAAGACAUCGUGUGGAAAAGGAAGCUCAUACAGCAUCUGUUUUUUUAUUCAGUUGAUCGUGUGCGAGCAGGAACCAGACAUGUCCAGCUCGGUCGGGGACUGUGAAUCGGGGGCACGGCUGGGAGGGCAGAAGUGACUUCCCAUGGCUGACCCCCCUGCUGAUGGUUUUGACUUUAUGUGCGAACCGUCAGGAGGCAGCUUGAUCUAGCUCAGAGCAUUUGUCAAACCCAGAGAAAUGCUCGUUUCCUCGGAAGGGUUGGUGUUUUGUACAUACUUCCGCCUUACUCAAGUCAUCCUCGUUUAAAUAGUCUACCGCUUCCAUCCCUUUUCUUUUUUAUUAUAUUUGAUUUUUGUAUUGUAUAAAUGACAAUACACCAGAGGAGCGGAGGACCUGCCAUACCGAUGGAGCUGUGAGUUAUGGCAGCUAAAGAGGACCUUUACGCCAAAGUGACGCCGCGGAGGCAGCGGCAGAGCCGGCCGAGCACCAUCAAACAUGGGUCCACUCUGGACGUGUUGCUGUCCAUGGGCUUCCCCAAGACCAGGGCCUUGAAAGCUCUGGUUUCGACAGGAUGGAAAAACGUCCAGGCGGCUUGUGACUGGCUCUUCUCCCACGUGGACGACCCGUUCUUGGACGACCCUCUGCCCAGAGAGUAUGUGCUGUAUCUGCGACCGAGUGGGCCGCUGCUCCAGCAGCUCUCACACUUCUGGCAGCAGUCCCGCCUCUCCUGUGGCAAGAACAAGGCACACAACAUCUUCCCCCACAUCACCCUGUGCCAGUUCUUCAUGUGUGCCGACGGGAAAGUCGAAGCCCUGACCGACGCUCUGCAGACCACCGUGGCCAAGUGGAAGGGUCGCAUCCCCAUGCCCCUCCCGCUGGAGCUCUACACCUCCUCCACCUUCAUUGGCCUCUUUGUGGAGGAGCAGAUGGCGGAGGUGCUGAAGAGUCUUGCGUCUGAUUUUGCAACGGAAGCAACAGAUAAAGCAGAUGUCCAUGUCGAGCCUCAUAAGAAACAACUCCAUGUCACUUUGGCAUACCACUUCCAAACCAGUCACCUUCCAAUCCUAGAAAAGUUGGCCAAAACGGUGGAUGUGUCUUCAGGCUGUGACUGGCUGGCUGUGCUCUUCUCACGGGAUAUUCGGUUCGCUAACCAUGAGACACUGCAAGUCAUGUACCCGUAUGUGCCUCAGAAUGACGACGAGCUGGAGCUGAUGCCAGGAGACUUCAUCUUCACGUCUCCGGUGGAGCAGAGCAGCGCCAGUGAGGGCUGGGUGUACGGCACCUCGCUGGGCACGGGGCUGUCGGGCCUGCUGCCUGAGAACUACGUCAACCGCGCUGAUGAGUCCGACACCUGGGUCGUCCACGGGUCUCACUCGAUGCUCACCUGUGCCUCUCCAUCGAACUCUGGCAGCCCCGUGGCUGGGUUAUUUUUUGACGGACAGCUGAACGACAGUCUGCUUGACAGUUUCAUGGCUCCUCCGGGCCUCACCGGCCUCUGUCCUCCGAUGCAGGUGUCGAGGCCAACCAGUCAGUCGUCCCUGUCCAAGAUGAGACUGUUUGUGUGUCGCCAUGGGGAGAGGAUGGAUGUGGUGUUUGGGAAACACUGGAUCACUCAGUGCUUUGACUCUCAAGGCCGAUACGUUCGCUCUAAUCUCAACAUGCCAUCCAGCCUGCCAGCGAGAAGCGGAGGUCACCGGGAUUAUGAUAAGGAUUGUCCAAUCACCGUGUUUGGCUCCACCCAGGCGCGUCUCGUAGGUGAAGCCCUGUCGGAGAGCCACACAACAGUAGACUUUGUUUACUGCUCUCCUUCUCUUCGCUGCGUCCAGACUGCUCAGCACAUCCUGCAGGGUCUCCAGCUGGAGGGAAAGACCAAAAUACGUGUGGAGCCUGGACUGUUUGAAUGGACCAAGUGGGUUUCAGGCACAUGUUUACCCAUCUGGAUCCCCCCAGCUGAGCUGGCUGCUGCUAACCUGAGUGUGGACACAACAUACAAACCUCAUUUUCCCGUCGGUAAGUUGGCGGUGUCAGAGGCGUACGACACCUACAUCAGCAGGAGCUUCCAAGUAACCCGAGAGAUCCUGGCGGAGAGCAAAAACCUGGGAAACACGGUGCUGAUUGUGGCCCAUGCUUCCUCUCUGGAGGCUUGCACUCGCCAAAUACAAGGCCUCAGCCCCCAAAACGCCAAGGACUUUGUCCAAGUGGUCCGAAAGAUUCCUUACUUGGGCUUUUGUGCUUGUGAAGAAAUGGGAGAGACCGGGGUGUGGCAGCUGGUCGACCCACCCAUCUUGCCUCUGACACAUGGACCCAAUCACAGUUUCAACUGGAGGGAAAUGCUCAUGCAAGACUGAAGGAUUUGCUGGCUGGCUUUCUAUCUUUUGGCAGCCCUGAACUGCUGACAAAUAUUUAUUUUGAACCCACCCUUCUGCUAUAAAUUCAGCCCAACUACCAAAAAAACUACCACAAAAAAAAACACGUCUCGCUUCCGUCAAAGACAUCAUGCAAAAAUAAAUUGCAAAUGUAUUCAGACGCACUGCUCAGGAAAGAGAAAAUACAGUUUGUGUUGAGAAAACAGCAAAAAAAAGACCUACAGUUUGGGCGGCGGUUUCCCUCAACGUUUCACUUCUUCGCCCAAAAUGUAGAGGCGCUACGAGAAACGUGGACAUUUCUUGAAGGUUGAUGAUGAGUUAGGUUUUAUGCCACGGGAAGGCGUCGUUGUCUGUGGCUCCUCCACCGCCGGGGCGUUGAAGACUUUGCGUUAUGCUGCCUUCUCACACACUGUGACAAGAAAUAGAUGAGAAAGACUUGUACCACAGAAAUAUUUGUACAUGUGUCGGAAAUUAUUAUUUAACUUGUAGCUAUGACACUCCUGCAAAAAAAAAAGCACAAAAGAAAUGUUGACAAUCAGAUCGGGGAAAACUGAUCUUCAUUUUUUGUGGUGCUGAGGUGGGUAGUUUAUGAUACAUGUUUAAUUCCUGUAAAUGUCAUAUCAUUACAUGAGUCUCCUAAGUUAACAUUUGUGUGCACACAUGAAUUGUUUAUCCUUCCUAUAAUGCAGUUUUGAUUGCCACCACAGGAGCAAUCAAGUCAAUAUGACAUAAACAAAUUAAUAUAAUGAAAUGCAGACUGCUCUUGGGUGCAAUGUCUCAAACGUGACAUUCUGUAAGCCUGAUAACCACACUGCUUUUCAAACACUCGGUGCAUUUAAUUUGUUUUGGUUAUGUCAGAUGAUUUAAGCGCUUACUGUCUAUACCAAUUAUAUGUUGAAUGACUCCGAAAUUCUAUUGAUACUGAAUAAAGCAAGGUUGUGGAGUUAUGAAGGCCUAUAUAUA